AUGGAAAGAGCUGGCGUAGUGAAUUUCAAUUUUGUGGUCCCGCCGUCCUUCUGCUGUGAAAAUCUUGAGUUUGCGCUGAUGACGAACGAGUACCAGUCGGAUAUGCCUCGUUACUUCAUUAGAAACCGAUCACUGUUGUAUUUGUCUCUCCAGCAGAGGAGAGGUAGUAGCGGUGGUGGCGACGACUCAGUGGGUGCAGAGAGAGGUGAAGGAGUGAUUGCCAUGACUACGACAGGAGCCCAGUAUACCCUCGCAGCAGCAUCCACCGGGGCUAAUAACAGUGGGGGUAGCUCCACGGCAGUAGGGGUGGAUUCUAAGCAAAAUGUGGUUGUCGUGACUACUACUUCCAGUUCCAGUGGCAGCGGCAGCGUAGCACAGACUCAGUCUGCUAGAACCUCAGAAGCAGAGUUCAUCACUGUCGUGACAAACCCUGAUUCUUCCAGUCCAAAUAACUUGCAGCCCAUUCAGGAUCCACUUGACACAGCUGCAGAUUCGUCCAACGGCUCAACAGGUACGCCAGCGCAUGUUACAGCACAGGUAGUGGUCAAUACUACCCAUUCGGGUCAGCACGCAUUGGUGGAUUCCGACGCUGCUUCUACAUCGGCUGGCACCAUUGUCAGUGGUUCCCCGCACUAUAUAACAGUCACAGAUUUGGCCCUUUCCAUGCUGCUGAAAAACAUGCACCUCUGUACUUCUACUCUGACCAUACUAGGCACCAGUGAUUCAUCAUCAUACGCAGCCCUCACAACAGCUGUAGUGUCCGGUGACGCAGAAGCGGUGGGGUCCGAGUCGAUCUCUCAUCCAACUUACGUUCAAUAUGUUGAAGGGGAUGGUUCCACGUAUAUACCAGCGAAUGGCCAGAUGACAUAUCCUGUUUAUGCUGUUGGUGAAACGGGAGCAAUGUAUACUCCAGCUUCAGGUCAAUACUACACUCCAGCAACAACACCAGUCACAUAUGCACAGGUUACAGGACAAGGCACGAAUUCGACUACCGGGCAACUGUUGUCGCAGGGCAAUGGCACGUACUUGAUUCAACAGAGCGUAGUAGAGGGAGAUCCGACCCAUACACUCAUAUCUGCAGCUGCCACGCGCGCCAGCCCGCAAACCGAGACUGCGGAGGCUGUGGUUAGCGGUGGUGGCGGGGCGUACUUGAUCAGCGGUAAUUCUGGAGGUACCACUGUCGCCGUGGAAGAGACAGCGGCAAACGUGACGCAUGCUACUAGAGUCUCCCAGGCCACCGUCCAUUGGUUAUUGGAGAAUUACGAAACCGCCGACGGCGUGUCCCUUCCAAGAUCAACACUGUACAAUCAUUAUUUACGCCAUUGCUCCGAAAACAAACUAGAUCCUGUAAACGCAGCUAGUUUUGGCAAAUUGAUACGUUCUGUAUUCUUGGGCUUAAGAACUAGGCGUUUAGGAACUAGGGGAAAUUCGAAGUAUCAUUAUUAUGGAAUUCGUGUUAAGCCAAGUUCACAGUUAAGUGUAAUAAACGAAGAUGGCACAUCAAGACAACAGCAGAGCGCAAAUUCUCAAGCCAAACGAUUCAAAUUUGUCAAUCAAAAGCAAGAUUCAUCUUACGAAAAUAACACGCACACGAACACGAAUAUCUCCGCCAAUUCCUCAUCGCCUCAAUAUCACCAGUAUCUCGGCGAAGCAAGCGGCGCCAUUCCUGAUUUUCCAGAUAUUUUUAUUAGUCACGACUCGUCCCUGCCUGAGGAUUGCACUCUCGAAGAUAUUGAUACGUUCCGCAGCAUAUACAGAGAACACUGCGAAGCGUUCUUAGAUGCGGUGCUGAAUUUCGAAUUCGCUACGGUAGAAAGUCUUUGGAGAGAAUUCUGGCGCAGCCAGGACAAUAAUAACGGUGAUGAAUGUGAAGAGGAGAAGUAUUUGUCAAAAACCAAACUAUAUCAGAUGUGUCAGUGUACAGGAGUACAAGACUUUAUCAAAAAAGUGGACUAUACAUUCUAUCAGAAUCUAGUCGAUGUUUUAAUGCCUAAUGUAUUGCGACCAAUACCAAGUACAGAGAUAUCCCAAAUAAUAUAUUUCUAAAAAUUAUAUGUUAGGCCAGUAUAAAUAUGUGUGCAGUAAACUUAUAUUUGAUUACAGUUAACUGCAGUAUCAGCUUUUGCUCAAACUUUAAGGCGUUAUACAUCAUUAAAUCACCUCGCACAGGCCGCGCGAGCGGUGCUUCAAAAUUCUAAUCAAAUUAAUCAAAUGUUAGCUGAUCUGAAUCGUGUUGACUUUCACAACGUGCAAGAACAAGCAUCCUGGGUAUGCCAAUGUGACUACGGGAUGGUACAACGUCUUGAGACGGAUUUUAAAAUAACAUUACAACAACAAAAUUCACUGGAAGAUUGGGCGAUCUGGUUGAAAGGAGUCGUUACUCAAGCGCUUAAACCACACGAGGAGAAACCAACAUUUGCUAAAGCUGCACGUCAAUUCUUGCUUAAGUGGUCGUUUUACAGCUCGAUGGUUAUCCGAGAUCUCACUUUGAGGAGUGCUGCGAGUUUUGGAUCUUUUCAUCUUAUCAGAUUACUUUAUGACGAAUACAUGUUUUAUUUAAUAGAGCACCAAGUAGCUAUCGCAACUGGGACUACGCCAAUAGCUGUAAUGGGAGAUAAAAGUCAAAAUUACUCUUUAGUUAAUAGCUUUGGAGCAACGUCUAAUGGAGAUGCAUCUAAUACGAGCCAACCAAAACGUAUAAAGCUAAGCUAACUGUGUGUGCCUACACCCUUUAGUUUAUGAGUAAACCGGUAGCAUACGAAAAUGUGAAGAUACUAGCACGAAAACAUGCAGGCCUACUACAAGAGAAAAACACACUAGUCUCAUAAAUUAUUAUUUUGUAUAACGUCAAAUUGUAAUUAUGACAUAUAAGAAGAAGAUUUUUGCAUAAUGCCUACGACGUAUACAAUUCAAGUAAGUCUGUGUGAUAUAGAGAAGUAUUGUACUCCGCGAAGCCUUGUCUCAUAUAUACGUAUGGAACAGGUAUAAAGAGUCGCUGGCACGAUUUUAGUACGUUAGUAUAUAUCAAAUCUAGUCGAAACAUCUUUGGAAAAAAAUUAAAGUAUACGGGACCAUGAAUUUAUCAUGCCCUCGAUCACGUAUAAAAAGCCCACUCGAUUGUGUUUUCUAUAGAUCAUUAUUCAGUUUAUUUUUGAUG
Cyphomyrmex costatus is the source of this 3157-nucleotide messenger RNA. It is a transcript of the gene Rfx, whose product is annotated as regulatory transcription factor Rfx. Gene Ontology annotation, biological process: regulation of transcription by RNA polymerase II. The transcript is spliced from 16 exons. Lineage: Eukaryota; Metazoa; Arthropoda; Insecta; Hymenoptera; Formicidae. The record is from RefSeq and is a predicted model, not a curated record. Gene Ontology annotation, molecular function: RNA polymerase II cis-regulatory region sequence-specific DNA binding; DNA-binding transcription factor activity, RNA polymerase II-specific.